This is a messenger RNA of Vombatus ursinus (common wombat), 951 nucleotides long. RefSeq lists its product as uncharacterized. The transcript is spliced from 2 exons. The record is from RefSeq and is a predicted model, not a curated record. The coding region runs from base 1 to 951 and encodes 316 amino acids. Lineage: Eukaryota; Metazoa; Chordata; Mammalia; Diprotodontia; Vombatidae.
AUGCGUCCUCUGGCUCCAGACGCCCAAGCUCUUUCCACUACACCACCAGGGUCUCUAUUCAGUUCUGCAGUCAUGAAGGCAUGGCAGGGAUGGAAUUUGCACUUGGGUGCCCAGCCUCAGCUGGGCUCUAGAGUUACUCCCAAUUGCCCACACUGCUUCUUCCCGGGGAGCAAGGUGCCGGAGACUAGAAAUGCCCUGGGAACACAUCACACUCUCGGACCAGCCCCGCUGGUGAGGGAUGCAGCCUGUGGCGGCAGAGGCAGCAGAGGGGCGGUGUAUGCACGGCUAAGGUGCUUUGGCGAUGACAGAAGGUGGGUGGGAGCUAAUGCCCCCUUGCUUCCCACGCCAGAAGGAGGGGGUCGGGCGGCCCAGCCUUCACCCAGGAAGGGAGUGGCACAUCGGGCAUUGAUUGGCCCUGUCUGCCCAUGCUCCGAGCCCCUGCAUCACACUGCAGUAUUCAUCAGACCUGAGCAGUUGCUGUCCCCAGUCCUGGAGAGGAGCCUGGACCAGGGUUUGACAGGGGAGGGAUCCCGGGUGAGUGAUGCCCAGGGGAUGGAGUCAGAGGCCCAGGCCCCAGGGAGGGGCUGUCCACUACAGGGACUUCUCCCCGGCAGCUCCCCCAUCCCACUGCCCAGAUGCCCUGCUUGCUACUUGCGACUGGUCCCAAAGCUGAAACCUUCCCCACACCCCACCUGUCCCCCACCACCCCCAAUCUGCAGAAAGGAGGAGAGAAGUCAAAGGCAGGGAAAGAGAGCAGAGGAAGGGCUAUGGCCUGAGAGAGGGGUGGGAGGAGGCAUCUGGGGAAGGAGAGAGAUUAUGACCUUCAGGAGCAGGGACACGCUUUCUUUGCCUGUGCAUUUAUAUGUGUGUGUGUGUUUUCUAUGCAUGCAUAUUUCAGUGUGUAUAUGCACAUGUUUCUAUGUAUAUCUGAGAGUAUAUGUGUACCUAUAG